UUUCGAAUCAAAACAAAUGGAAUUUUCAAAUAUUUUUUGAAGUUUGGGCGUCAACGACAAACGAAAUGAUUUUUCAUUGAAAUUUAAAGAAAAGUCCUUAAAUAUUUGUAUUAUAAGAUGGCAGUCACGAAACUAUAUUAUUCAUUCAUCAUUUGUUCCAUAUUCAGUACAAGUUUCGCUUUGGAAUGUUAUGUGUGUACCAAUCAGCAAGACAAUCACGAAAAGUGUUUGAACACGAUCAAAACUUGCGAACAAGGCGAAGAAAUGUGUUUGUCGGAAAUCAAAUGGGGAUCUCCUCCGUAUUGGUCUCGUGGAAGCGAAAAACAGUAUUACGUUUCGAAGAGAUGCGCCACUCGAGAUAACUGCACCAGAAUAAUAUCUAAAGCGAUGUCAACAUGUAAUUAUAUUUGGUACCUCGAUUGGAAAUGUGCCGAAUGUUGUGCAGGAGAUAGGUGUAAUUAUUACGUAACGCUGACCGGAAGUUCGAUUCGAUUCAACGUUUUUGUUACCAGUAUCUGCGCAUCAGUGGGACUUUUAAUUGGCAAAUUUUUGUUCUGAUUUAAUAUCAUCGUGUUCAAAGUAUGUUCUCCUUUCAAUGUAAUAUUUUUUUCGAGAAUCUCUAAUUACGUAGGUUUGCGACCUGCAUCCAGUAUUACUUAUGUUUUCGUAAGCUAUGAGUCAUCCGUCCAUUUUGACAUGUUGAUGUUUUGCUAGCAUUAGAUACCUGAUGUACGUUAUAUUAUCAUUCCUACUUGUAAUUGAAAUUUUACGAUUACGAUUCUUCAAGAUUUUGAUGAAAUGUGAAUUAUCCGUCCAUGUUUUUCUAUCAAUUUUUAUACUUACGUGUAUUUUUUUUUUUUUUUACUUAAUUUAAUGGUAUUCAGUUUUAAUUUUUUUUAUAUUUCACAAUGUUGUGAUUUUAUUUAUUUAUUCUAAUUCCAAGUGUUGACUUUCACACUGAAGUGUUACUCGAUUUAUGGUGAUAUAAGUGAUUUGUUAAAAAUAAAAUAGUCGGUAAGAUUAUAUUCAACUUUUGAAAAAAAAAAUAUUGUGGAUGUUUUUAUAUAGACAGAAUUUUUGUAUAAAACGAUUUUUAAUUAAGAAUUUUUAUAAAAAGUGAAA
Molecule: messenger RNA, 1122 nt
Organism: Planococcus citri (citrus mealybug)
Lineage: Eukaryota; Metazoa; Arthropoda; Insecta; Hemiptera; Pseudococcidae
Product: UPAR/Ly6 domain-containing protein cold-like
Exons: 4
Coding region: 118-558 (146 amino acids)
Source: RefSeq, a predicted model, not a curated record